This is a messenger RNA of Cylicocyclus nassatus, 522 nucleotides long. The record is from the annotation of a GenBank genome assembly. NCBI's taxonomy places the organism in Eukaryota, Metazoa, Nematoda, Chromadorea, Rhabditida, Strongylidae.
AUGAUAUCCAGCUGUACAGACUGCAUAAGCUUUAAUCUGGACAAGCACGACGAUGAUGCUCUCUUGCGACAUAUCCUAGUCGUUGUUUCUUGCAUGGAAGAUUGUCUUCAUGCUGAUCCGCCCUUGAUGAAAAUGCUUCAAAACUGCCUUGUCAAAAUGACAUCGAUCAUCGAAAAAACAAGAGAAUCAGCUUCAAGGAAUCUUCUUGCGAUCGCGACCGGCGACCUUUUCAAAUACAGCGCUGCGCUGUUGCGAAUACAAGAAGAUACUGAUUUUGAGCCGUUGUGCUCAUCUACAAUAACUAUUUGUUGUCUUUCUAAAUUUGCCAUCUCAAAAAAACGCUCGAAAACGAUCUUGAUGGAAUCUCAAGUCAUCCCAGUCAUCACCUACUCAAACGUAGCAAAGAGUAUGAGUUGUGGAAUGGUCGUGCUCCUAUAUCAUCCAGCUCUCUUAUGCCUCAAACACCAGAUCCAAUUUGAACGCACAAAAAACUUCACUGUAACAAUAGAGUAUGGCGUCUGA